GACACACAAACGGUUUGUUUCCCUGGCGGUCGGACCGGUUCCUAUGCAAUUAGCACAUGGCAUAAUUAGGGUCAACCGAUCUUUUACCGCAGAUUCUUAACAUGAAAGUUGUACGUCCAUCUGGAGAUACAUGUAAUCGUGAGUGACCCCACGGAUCCCAACUUGAGGCCAGAUGGCGCUUGCUGUGCUCUCAGUUUUCCUACUUGUCUGCGCAACUCACGUAACAGUGGGCCAAGAAAUAGUGAAAGACGAUAUGCUCAUUGAGCCCGAAUUCCAAGUGGUACCACAAAACACAAUCUUCAACGCUGAUCUCGGCUUGAACUACACGAAGUUCAAAUGCCGAGCUAAGGGCAUCCCCGACCCGCAGUACUUCUGGCUACAGGAUGGAAUUGAGCUGGACCUCGACACUGAUCCAGAAAAAUACACUAUGAGCGGUGGUGAUUUGUACAUCUACAGCCCCACAUUGGGCCGCGACGAUUCAACAUACCAAUGUGUCGCCUACAACAGCGCAGGCGCCGAGUUGUCACCCGGAGGCAUACUGACGUUUGCAUUCGUCAAAUCCUUCGACAAGACUGCGCGGGACCCAAAGAACGUUGAUGAGGGACAAGGGUUUUCUAUUGCCUGCAACCCACCGGACAACUACCCAGGACUGACGUACACCUGGUACAAAGACACGCCUGCGCAGAGAGUACCACCAGACGAGCGAAUCUUCAUCUCCUACCAGACGGGGGAUCUCUUCAUCAAAAACGCCAUAGCGGCAGACUCCGGUGACUACUACUGCCUGGUACAGAACAGCAUGAUUCAGGUGCCGAACACUGGCAGUAUAGCUGACAGGUCAAGCCCUCCCACCACCGUCAAAGUCAGGGCUGGACCUCCUUUGGAUGCGGCACCAACAAUAGUCUGGGGCCCCAAGGUGGUGGCGGUAGAAGGAGGAGAGGCGUUCUUAGAAUGUUUCGACUUCUCAUACCCAAGCUCGAACCAAGUCUGGAAGAGAAUUGACCCGGGUUCCAACCAGGAGAUCCCUCUGCCCCGGAAGGCCCGGUAUGACAGCUUCGGCCAUGUGCUGCUGAUGCUGAGGGUCGCACCUGAGGACGGAGGGAUUUACCGGUGUGACGCCGACAACAGACACGGAACCAGCAGGACGGACAUCGAAUUGGAAGUAAAAAUUUUGCCGAAGCUAAAGCCCCUGCCUGUCAUACAACCUAUCGUCCUCGGAGGCAGUAUAACGUGGGAGUGUGUGGUCCUGAGAGGAACUCCUCCAUUGACGUUCUCCUGGUUCGCCGACAGUGAUCCCCUGAAAACGCAACCUGACAAUAAAUACGUCGUCACUGGGAGAACGCUAACCGUUAACGAACUAGACAUCACUGACGAAGGAAGGUACCAGUGCCUUGCUGUAAAUGACUAUGGUGUUGACCACACGUCGACUCUUCUGGAACUAUCUUAUCCCAAGAUCCGAGCUAAGAUCGCGACCCAGCUGGCGCCCCGUGGGACGGACUAUGAGGUCUACGUGCGGUGGGAGUGCUCGCCCGUACCGAACGUGGAGUGGACAAACGAACGGGGAGACGUCAUCGCUACUAAAGACCUGACUACUGGCGCUACUGUAGUCAAAUCGUCCAAGUACAAUGUCACAGACUUGGGAACACUGGUCAUAAACAACGUGCAGGAUUCAGACAAAGGCGCGUACACGUUCAAGAUGACCAACCAGUACGGGCAAGUCUCCGACACCGGCAUGCUGAAGGUCGUGGACCCUGGCCGCCUGUCCACCAGCCGUGCUCCUGGUGACAUCAGUGUGAACCGGGGAGCCCGAGGCACCCUGCGGUGUGACGGGAGGGUUCCGGCUCCGCUGGAGAGAGUCUUCGUCUGGACCGUGAACGACAGAAUGAUCAACUUCGACACGCAGUCCGACCUAUACGGACGGGGCGGGGCCGGGGACCUAAUCAUCAAAAACGCAGUCAUCCAACAAAGCGGGAGAUACACGUGCUCGUUAGAAACACCUGCACAUAGAGAUAGCGGACAGGGCGGCACAGUAACGGUCAAAGCCCAAAGUGCAGCACCGGUAGGAGUGAAGAUCAUGAGCACAGACGAAAUUUCGGCGCUUGUCCGUUGGGUCCCGUCCAAGGACAACGGCGCUUCGUGUGCUCAGUACACCGUGGAGGCGCAGAGUGAGUGGGACAAGGGCCUGCUCGCGCCCGACACGCGCUGGCAAUAUCAGCCGCCGGUAUGGACCGAAGUCUGGCGGGGAACGCCGAAGCAGGCUUCUGGACCAGACUCGUAUGGGGGCUAUUCCGUUAACAUAACGAGCCUGUACCCUAACACGGAGUACAGUUUCCGGGUCAUGUGUGCCAACAUGUUCGGGAUCAGCAGACCCAGCGUGCCUUCAGCCGUCAGGACCACACUACCGUCUCGUCCUCUGACGGCACCGACCAACCUUGGCUACCAACCUGGGACUGUAGGAAACCUGAUACUCACAUGGAAGCCUAUCCCACGCCCGAAGUGGGGUUCAGACAACAUCUCGUAUGUCCUGAGCGUCCGUCCCAGAGACAGGGGUCGUGUGACUCGUGCCGACCCCUGGACAACCGUCAAUUUCAACAACUCCAAUCCGAAAUCCUACGUGUACAACCGUCCCAGGCCCAACCCUAACCAGAGGUUCGACGCCAAGAUCUACGCCUUCAAUGAGUAUGGGUCUGGACCGGAAGUCACCUGGUCGGCGUAUGCCCCUGCCGGAAAACCACCAGCAAUGCUGAAGCCAAAGUGCACGGCGACGACCAACGUGUCGGCUCUGUUUGAGUUUGAGCUGCCCAGAAACUACCCGGCUGGCAUGGUCAGCUACUACGGCGUGCUGUACUGGACUGGGAAAGACGACAGGAAGAAAAAUGAAACCCGCGAAAAGAUACUGCUGUACGACGAAAGUUACAAACGGCGGAGGCUCUACCCUGACGUACACGAUCAGCCGCCUUACGUGACUCCGAUCAAGGGCAAGCAGAGCUUUGCGCUUCUCCAACUGAAGCCGAGUACACUCUACAACUUUAAGAUCUACGCUCGGAGUGGCCCGUACAUGGGUACCUUCAGCCCUGGGUGGUUCAGCUGCACAACACAGCGUGCAAAGCCGAUCAUACGACGGUACGACUGGUGGUUGCCCACGGUGUUCAUAGUGUUUAUAGUGUUCCUCAUCUUGCUUUUGCUUCUGAUAUGCUGUGCAUUUGCAUAUCUCUACAAGAACAACUUGUUGUUCAAGAAAAAGAAACCGGAGGAAAUCCGUCUGACAGAGGUCGAUGUCAUGACCAAACCACAUGUCGACAAGCUACGCUAUUACUCCGACACCAUCACCAGAUACAUAAACCCCCACAAAGUGACGGACCGACUGGUGGCAAAGGAGGUUCUCCCAGUGCACAUGGCAGGAGAUGUGAAGAGAAUCAGGAACCCAAAAUUUUCGACAAACCACCUUCUGGGCAUCCUCGUGAACCGGCCUGACGCCACCUUCUUCCACUUCAGCAACGCCGUCAGACCGGAGCACCCAUGGCUGUCCGAUCUCCUGGAGGAUGCAGAACCUGAGAUGACCCUAGAACACAAGGAGAUGCUGGAGAACUAUGAGAUCGCCAUGUCUCCCAACACAGACCCCAUCCCCAUCAUAGAUCACCUGGUGAAGACCAAGUACCUCAACCCGUCUGAAGAAAAAGAGAUAAAGAAGAUGGACACCAGAGCAGACAUGCACGGCCAGGUCCUCCAGCUACUACAGGACCGACCAGACCCGGCCUUCCACGAGUUCCAACAGACGCUUCUCGGAAACAACGUCCCCAAGGAGGAGCUAGUGGCUGCCGCCGAUGUGAACAUGGCCAUGGCGGCUCCCGUGCUCGCCCCGGCCCCGCCCGUCAUGUCCCCACGGAGCGCGUUCGAGGAGCUGUCGGGCAGCACCAUCGAGGUGGACGAUGGACAGCCUGUCAUCAUUGAAAUCAAUGGAUACGCCACGGACGUUCGCUGGUUCUAUGAGGAUAUUCCCCUGCAAAACUCCCCUGACUACCAGCAGACCAGCGAGGGGGACGAGAUGCACUCAAUCUUCAUCUCAUCGGUGACCAAGGUGAACGAAGGUUGCUACACCUGUGUGGGGAAUACUGAGUUCGGGGAGGUCAGGUGUGAUAUCUACAUCAGCGCGCUCAGCAAGGCCACAUACGCUCGGACCAAUAUUGCUUACGAUGUAGACUUUGAAAAGUUGUAUCCGCACAAGUUCGUUUAAUGACAUAGGAUUUGUUAGUCUCAUGCACAUUUUACACUCGUCUUUUGAAACUGUUAUUCUAUACAUCUUCCGUAGUUAACAUCUCCCAUAGACCAUGGCUUCCUGAUUGUACAAAGUAAUGAAGCUACGUCUUCAGAAGAAUUGUAUUUUUGCCUCGGAGACUGUAGUACACUUCUGUAGUAGACUUCAUUUCUAUUUACACCCAGAAAAAUGCAAUCAACAAGAUAAUUUGACUACGAUACUAGUACGACAGUUUGAAGUGUACAAGUGUAAAGCCUGCCUUAUUUUGGUCAGAUUCCCUAUUGAUAGAAACCAGUUUGAUUCUAAUCCCUAGUAUAAUUGCAAGCACCAUUUGGAUAACAUAGAUUCGAUGAUUGUUGCAACAUCUUAGGUUAUGUUUGAUUUGUCGAUAACAGAUUCAAAUGCGUUUUGCAUUUGACGUAGUUAGUUUAUUAAUGUAUAUACAUAGAAUUAUGUAAAUUGUUGUUGGCUUAGUGUUGUAUUGCUCUCAAUCAUAGUUUUCGGACACAGAAUAGCAAUAAUCAGAGGGAAUGUGCUGUGUUGAUAAAUAUAUAGAUUAUGGUGGUUAUUUAGUAUUUUACUAUUUAUACAAAAACCAUGUGAUAUAGUAUUGUGAUAUGCAUUAUGUGGUUAGCGUAAUAAAAGCGAUGGGUGGUA
Branchiostoma floridae (Florida lancelet) is the source of this 4909-nucleotide messenger RNA. Its product is annotated as contactin-2-like. Lineage: Eukaryota; Metazoa; Chordata; Leptocardii; Amphioxiformes; Branchiostomatidae. Gene Ontology annotation, molecular function: protein binding. The transcript has 31 exons. Gene Ontology annotation, cellular component: plasma membrane. Gene Ontology annotation, biological process: cell adhesion; axon guidance; regulation of apoptotic process. The coding region runs from base 173 to 4231 and encodes 1352 amino acids. The record is from RefSeq and is a predicted model, not a curated record.